This is a messenger RNA of Zea mays, 1836 nucleotides long. RefSeq names its product probable E3 ubiquitin-protein ligase RHC2A. The transcript has a single exon. The record is from RefSeq and is a predicted model, not a curated record. Gene Ontology annotation, biological process: protein ubiquitination. Gene Ontology annotation, cellular component: cytoplasm. The coding region runs from base 302 to 1465 and encodes 387 amino acids. Gene Ontology annotation, molecular function: ubiquitin protein ligase activity. NCBI's taxonomy places the organism in Eukaryota, Viridiplantae, Streptophyta, Magnoliopsida, Poales, Poaceae.
ACUUCCACGACCACGCCACUUGCGUGCGUGUGAGUAGGCGCUUGCUUGCUUCCUUUUUCGUCCCCCACACCACACCCGGUCGGUCCGCCGGUUAAAGACGUCUGCUUUCGUCCAGCACCACCACCACCACCGGGGCAAUCAAUCAUCCAUCCCCGCAUUUCUCCACUCAACCCACACCCCAAAGAGAGGGGAAUCAGUCUCUCCCAUCCCAUCACCAACCCUCCUCCUCCUUGCCUAGGUACUCGCAGCAGCGUCGGCAAGCAAGGUUCUCUUCUCGCGCCGCCCAGAUCUGAGCGCUCCCAUGGCCAUGCCGUCCUCCCGCUCCCCGGCGCCGCCGCCAACGGCCUCCUCCUCCUACUGGUGCUACAUGUGCGACCGCUUCGUUCGCGCCGCCGCUUCCUCCUCCUCCUCACCCACUUCGCCGUCCUCCUCCUCCCCCGCCUGCCCGUCCUGCGGCGGGGGCUUCCUCGAGGAGAUGGGCGCGCCGCCGCCCCGCGCCCGCCGGCCCCGCCGCGCCGCCCGCCGCGGCGCCGACUCCCGCGCCUCGCCCUUCAACCCCGUCAUCGUUCUCCGCCGCUCCCCGCCCGCCGACGCCGACGCCGAUGGCUCCUCCUCUCCCGCCGCCGCCACCGGCAGCAGCUUCGAGCUGUUCUACGACGACGGGGCGGGGUCGGGCCUCCGCCCGCUCCCGGAGAGCAUGUCGGACUUCCUCAUGGGCUCCGGCUUCGAGCGGCUGCUGGAGCAGCUGGCCCAGAUGGAGGCCGGCGGCGGUCUGGCGGCGCGCGCCCGCGACGCGCCGCCGGCGUCCAAGGCCGCCGUGGACUCCAUGCCCGCGCUCCGCGUCGGCGCCGCCCACGUCGCGGCCGACGCGCACUGCGCCGUCUGCAAGGAGGCCUUCGAGCUGGGCGCCGAGGCCAGGGAGAUGCCCUGCGCCCACAUCUACCAUGCCGACUGCAUCCUGCCCUGGCUCGCGCUCCGCAACUCCUGCCCCGUCUGCCGCCACGAGAUGCCCGCCGACAACGCCGCCCCGCGCGCUGCCGCCGCCGCCGCCGCGGACGAGGACGCCAGGGUCGGCCUCACCAUCUGGAGGCUCCCCGGCGGCGGGUUCGCGGUCGGGAGGUUCGCCGGCGGGCCGAGGCCCGACGAGAGGGAGCUCCCCGUGGUGUACACGGAGAUGGAAAGCGGGUUCAACUUCAACAGCGGCCACGCGCCCAGGCGGAUCUCGUGGGGCGCCAGGCAGGCCGCGGCCACGGACAGGGGCACCGUCCGCCGCUUCCUCCGCAGCGUCUUCGCCUGCUUUGGACGCGGCCACGCCCCGUCGGCGGCGGCCGCGCGCGCCAUGCCUGAGCUCAACGACGACGACGUGGCGUCUGACCACAGCGCCGCCUUCAGCCGUGGGUCCAGGAGCCGGAGCACCAGCUGGAGGCUCGAGGACGGGCGUGCCGACGCCAUGGUGCAGAGAUGACCGCCGUAUACUGUGUGGAACUGCUUGUAGUACAGUUACAGUAACGCUGCCGAAAAAGAUUGCUGCUUUGUUUCAUUCAUGUUGUAUUUACCGUACUACUGCUAGCCUCCUGCCUACUACUUAGGAAGAUUUGAGGUUGUAGAACAGGGCAAAUUGGUGUUAGUACAUAUUGUAGUAGUGAGGAAGGGAAAGAGAGCAGCAUCUCGACCUCUCUUUGUUAGAGAGUUUGCAUUGCAGCUGCAGGUGGGGGGUCAACUGCGAACUCAAACACUUGUUCUUGGCUUGGUUGGUGGUAAUAUUAGGAGCGAGGUGAUGGAUCAACUGUUCUUUUAUUAUCUUUCUUUCUGUUCAGUUCAUUGUGGCAGGAACCA